AUGGCGGAGCAGGUCGUCGACGAGAAAUCAGACGAUCUGGAUAUUGUUUCAAUCGGAAAGUUAUAUCAAGGUCCAUGGGAGAAGAAGUAUUGGAGUUCAUCCAGGGGAAAAGAUCGACAUCCAUAUCCAGUUGGAUAUGUAGCUCAUCGCACGUGUAAUGGGAAUACCUAUAAGAUGGCAAUUCUUGAGGGGCUUAAAGGACCUGAAUUUGCGAUUAGUUCUACGGAUGGGGAAUCUUGCUCUGGGCAAACUCCAGAUAUUGCAUGGGAGGGCUUUCAAAAGAAGAGCUGUGUCCGCAUCAAGUUUUGGCGAGGGAAGAGAUUUUCAUGCAAGAUAGAUGGUGCAGAGCUUUUUGGAUUCAAAAACCCACUUGUUGGAAGGUUAUUGAGGGGAUUGAAGGCAAAUGCCAGCCAAAUUGUUGAGAAAAGUUUACCAUCUUCUUGCUUUGGCAAUGAGCAGUCUGAAGGAACACAUGAACUUCAUACUCAAGGCACUGUGCAUUCUGCAGAGACAUGUAAAGACCCUGACUUGCAAAUGAACUUGGUUAAAACCGAGGGUAAAGAGAAAAGAAGUAAGAAACGUAAAGAAGCUCAUGUGAAAUCAGUUAGUGGGACCCAACAUAAAAGAGAGAGACCUCAAGAUCUGACACAAACUGGCCAUGAGAAUCAUAACAAUAGGAUUCCUUUGCAUUCGUCGAAUUCAAAUGAAAAUAAAGCAGGCCUGGAAAAGAUGGCUUGCAAUGGAGAUAAUAAAUCUCAUUUAUUUUCAACAGAAGAUGGACUGCAGCUAGAUUCCUCUAUUUCUUCUGAAAAUCUUGAAAAAGAGAAGUGUCCUGCUGUCCUAGAAGCAAGCAAUUCUAUUGGUUCCAAAGAUCUUAUAUCCAACAAAGAAGGUAUCAACUUGUUCAAAAACCAGGAAAAUCUUGAUGUAUUGAUAUCUACCUGCACACGAAAGCCCACUUCCUCGAAAACAGCAGAUGAAAAGGGAGACCCACCAGUUCAAAAAGGUUCACACUCACAGAUGAUGGAUAAUGUGGACCUCUAUGCACCUGAUACUUUGGAUCCAGCCUUAGAUGAAAAGGGUGACCCACCAGCUAAAAAAGAUUCACAGAUGUUAGAUGAUUUGGACCUCCAUGCACCUGAUACUUUGGAUUCAGCCUUAGAGGUGAUCCCUGAAGAAACCAACUGUUGUAUAAAUGAAAAGUUAAAUGCUGCCCAAAUUUUAGUUUCUGAAAAAUGUGUAACAGAGUCACAGGCAAAAGAUGAGAUGGUUAUUGGUACUGGUAUUGGGAGUGAUAAUUCUUACAAGAGUGAUUCAGAUUCAGUUGGACAUGAGAUAACCAAUUCAAUGAUGACAUUACUGCUUCCCCGGGCUCUUCCUCUGCUUAAGACUUAUUCAAGAAAGAAAAAGAAAGAUCCUUAUAAAAUGUCUCAGAAGGAAAGAAAGGGAACUAAUCAAUGUCCGAAAGAUGAACCUCCAGCCAAAUCUUUUGAGGAACUUCAGCUGGAGAAUCAACAAGGUGUAGAAGAUUCAACAGCUAUUGCACCUGAUAGUUUUGAGAAUCAUCAAUGUGAACCCAUGGAGUCAUCUCAGGCCAGACAAUUUCAAGAUGCUGAUAGAGCUGAUGAAAGUACUUGUGGUGUAGAUUUAUCAUGCACCCAUGAAGGGCACCAUGUUUGUUCUAAUAGUGAAGAUACAUGUAAUGUUGAGAAAACUACCAGAAAAACCAAGUCUGAUGAAGAUGUAGAGUUGGUUUUGGAGAAGAGUCCGCAGAGAGGUGGCAGAAUCAUGGAUACUUAUGAUUUGGGCAACAUAUCUCCAAGCAGGAAGGAUCCCAAGCUAACAGAUGUCAAAAUCUCUCCUUGUCACAUAGAAGUACAACCAUGUAAAGCAUCCAUUGUUUCAGGAACGACCACUGCAGUUGAUGCUAAGUCAAAAAGUCGACUGAGUUUUGUUUCAACUCAAUGUGAGAUGUCUAAAAUGAUUCAUGAUGAUAUGGAAGUGAAAGAUGAUUCAUGCAUAAAUAAAUUGCAUAAUGAUGAACUACAGAACGUAUUUGAGGUUGUAGGUUGCUAUAUGCAUCCAACCCCAAUCUCAAUGGUAAUGUUGAGAAGAAAAGGGAAUGAGGUCUUGAUAUGUGUUUUAUGUGGGUAUCUGAUGGAAAAAGAGAGGACACUUUUCGUUUACAAGGCAUCUAUUAAAGGCGAAAAGAAAGGACACCCUUGUUUCAUUGGUCACACAAGAAUUAUCUCACCAAUUUCAAGAAACGCAUCUGGUGACCAAAUUAUGCAGUUUACUCCAGAUGGGAAAUGCCUUGUUUUACUGAACAACAUCACAUCUCCUUACUGCAGGGAGGGUGGUGUGAAGUGUCAGUUUUCAGCAUGUACACCAGAUAGCUUUGAGAAGAAUGCAGUUAAAAUUGUGCAAGUAAAACUAGGCUAUGUUCAUGUAGUAUGCAAACUCAAAACAACCAACAGUGUUUGCUGCAUAUUAGUGUGUGAACCUAGUUACCUCCUUGUUGCUGAAGAAAGUGGAAGAAUGAAUUUAUGGACCAUGAACUCAACAUGGAGUGCAGCAACAGAACACGGCUAUUUACCAGCAUCUGAUUGCAUGUCUAGUUGUGUAGUUUCUAUGAAAAAAAUACCAAAUUUCCCAGGUCUGGUUGUUGGUCAUACUGCAUUUGGAGAUUUUUGCUUGUGGGAUCUAACAAGAAGAAUCCUGGUAUCAAAGUUUUCAGCUCCAGGAACUUCAUUUCUUUCCUUCCUUCCAAUUAAUACGUUCAGAUGCUGGAGUCUAGCAUUGCUGGCCAAAAACAAGCUGAUUCUGCUGAAUGCUUUGGAUCCAAGUAGCACCGUAGCUGGUGUAUCAGCAGGGUAUGGAAUCAUGUGUACAUGUGACGGCUCUCUGUACAUAUGGGAAUUGUCCUCAGGUGCUAAGCUUGGUUAUCUCACCCAUUGCACAGGAGCCACAGUGUCAUGUUUGGUGGCGGAUGAUUCGGGUGUAUUUGCAGUGGCUGUGGACGGGAGCCAGCUGCAGGUAUAUGCUCUUGGAACAUGA
This is a messenger RNA of Lactuca virosa, 3057 nucleotides long. Lineage: Eukaryota; Viridiplantae; Streptophyta; Magnoliopsida; Asterales; Asteraceae. The record is from the annotation of a GenBank genome assembly.